Messenger RNA from Oncorhynchus tshawytscha (Chinook salmon), 4335 nucleotides. Its product is annotated as oxysterol-binding protein-related protein 1-like. Lineage: Eukaryota; Metazoa; Chordata; Actinopteri; Salmoniformes; Salmonidae. Gene Ontology annotation, molecular function: cholesterol binding. The coding region runs from base 396 to 1727 and encodes 443 amino acids. The record is from RefSeq and is a predicted model, not a curated record. Gene Ontology annotation, cellular component: intracellular membrane-bounded organelle; cytosol; membrane. The transcript has 14 exons.
UACCCCUGGUCUAGGUGUUUACAAUGUUAUGCUAAGAUGACUUGCUUGCUUGAAUGUAUUGUGUGCACCAAUUUAGUCGGAGUUGAGCAAUACCUACAAAGUACUAUUUCACUUUGAAAACACUUUUUUAGUCACAAGAUGGCCUAUGAUAAUGGUUAUGAUGAUUUUUGCAAUGAUUGAUUGACUGAUGCCUUCAGCCUUCAGAGGUUGGUUCAGGUCUCUUUAAAUACAACCCUAUCCACAGAUCUGGUUUCUCCCAUCAGGGCUUUCGUGAGGCUCAGGCAAAGAUUCGGAAUCGGAGCACUCUCUUUGAGGCGGUGGCCAGUCAUUCAUUUGACAAGGACGAGGAGAAAGGCUCUGUCCUGUUCAGCAGCAAGCGCAGCAGUCCAACCAGCAUGUCUCAGGAGAAUCACCAUGGCAAUGAGGAGGAGUCCCGACCCAAUGGGAUUGUGAGGCACAGAACAAGUUUACCAGCAUCCAUGUUCUCCAGAAAUGACUUCAGCAUCUGGAGUAUCCUGAGGAAAUGCAUUGGCAUGGAGCUGUCUAAAAUUACCAUGCCAGUGAUUUUUAAUGAGCCCCUGAGCUUCCUUCAGCGUCUGACAGAGUACAUGGAGCACACGUACCUCAUCCACCAGGCCAACGCCUCCUCUGACUCCAUAGAGAGGAUGAAGUGUGUGGCAGCGUUUGCUGUGUCUGCUGUGGCUUCCCAGUGGGAGAGAACUGGGAAACCCUUCAACCCGCUACUGGGAGAGACCUACGAACUGGUCAGAGAGGACCUGGGGUUCAGGUUGAUCUCAGAGCAGGUGAGCCACCAUCCACCAGUCAGUGCGUUCCACGCCGAAGGCCUGAAGAAAGACUUUGUGUUCCAUGGCUCCAUCUACCCCAAACUCAAGUUCUGGGGCAAGAGCGUGGAGGCUGAACCCAAAGGCAUCAUCACACUGGAGCUUCCCAAGUACAAUGAGGCCUACACAUGGACAAACCCUACAUGUUGUGUCCACAACCUCAUCGUGGGGCAGCUGUGGAUUGAGCAGUAUGGCAACGUGGAGGUGCUCAACCACAAAACUGGAGAAAGAUGCUGUUUGAAUUUCAAACCCUGUGGCCUUUUUGGCAAGGAAUUGCACAAAGUUGAAGGCUACAUUCUGGACAAAAGCAAAAAGAAGGUCUGUUCUCUCUACGGAAAGUGGACAGAGUGUAUGUACAUUGUGGAUUAUGCUGCAUUGGAGGCACAUAAGAAAAGUGGGAAGGGGACAGCGGAAAAGAAAAGCAGCAAACCGGGCUCUCGUGAGGAAGCGGAGGAGAUCUCCCUACCAGAGGCUGACACAGUCGAGGUCAUCCCAGGCAGCUAUCUCCUUUGGAGGAUAGCCCCCAGACCAGUCAACUCUACAGAGAUGUACAGCUUCACGUCGUUUGCCAUGCAACUGAACGAGCUGGAUAAAGAUAUGGAUGGGCUCAUCCCAAAGACCGACUGCAGGCUUAGGCCAGACAUACGAGCCAUGGAGAACGGAGAUAUUGAUCUUGCAAGUGAGGAGAAGAAGAGACUAGAAGAGAAACAGAGAGCUGCAUGUAAAACCCAUUCCAAAUCUGAUGACGAGUUGAAAACAAAAAACCCUGCCCUCGGCCCCAGGUGGUUUCAACAGGGUCAGAAUCCCCACAAUGGCUCCCAGGACUGGUUGUUCUCCACUGGGUACUGGAACCGCAACUAUCCCCUGUUACCUGAUAUUUACUGAUGGACAUUCAUUCCUUGAAUAGUGAGAUUGAUUCUUAUCCACGUCAACUUCCUUAUCUAUCAUGAAUACAUUAAAGCCUUAAUUUAUUACAAUGAAUACACUAUGUAUGAAAAUAGCAAUAAUAGAUGUAUUUGUGAUACAAAAUGUUCCUAAUGUACAGCUGUUUUGUGCCCACAACUUUAUUUCAUUUUUCUGUUACAAAAAAAUAACUGCACUCAUAUAUACAUGUGGUUGGGAUUUAUUAGUUUAUAACACUUAAUUUCUGAUAUUUUAAUGUGUUAUCCCACAGUCCUACUUACUGAUCUAAUAUUCUGACUACUUGUAUUUUAUUUUCUUGUUUAGUCCAUCCACACAGAACAUUAAGAAGAGUGUUUUGCUCACAUGUUUUAUUGAUGGCAAAAAUCCAUGUAGCCAUCACAAGUUGGCUGAUCCACGUCAGUUCAAGCCACCACAAGGUUUACUUAAAGCGACCCUUUUGAAGGGGACUCUAGGACGCGCCCUCCUUCCUUCCUCAGCUUCCAUCACGUAGCUGAAUGGUACGUAGGCGGCGGGGUGAGCAGGGGCCAGGGCUUUUCGCACCGAGUGGCCAUCCAUCGGUACAUAGACAGGAACGUAUUUCAUCGUUGACCUCGGCUGCAAAGGCAGACCAUAGGAACUGUGGUCACUGUCUGUUGGAUAGUAGCUGCUUGACAUCAGGGUAGGGUAAGCGCAUCGUCGCCUGGUCACUGCAGGGCCCUCAUUCCAGCAAUUAGUUGUUGUCGAAGUCCGACAGGAUUUGAUUUGCGUCUGCUGCUUCAAACGACCAGUAGUGUGAGGCCUAACCAUUACGCACCGUGGCACGUGUAUGGCAAGAGGCACCGUGCUCUCUGCAGCGCAGUGGCACAGGUUUAUUUGAGGUUGACAAACAGGCGAGUAGUCGUAUGCGCACUGAUUGUGCAGUAGACCUGGGUGGUGGGUCGGUAAUAAGUGGGAAUAACUGGAGUCUUGUGGCGUAGAAUAGUGGCAGGCGCACUCUUGAUGAUACCUUAGCUGAGCGCAACAGCAUGGCGCAUGAUAUUGUAUUGGAACGAAUAAUUUUCCACGACUCUCACCCUUACUGAUAUGUUGACCUCUCCAUGCUUUGUCGUCAUGGUUUGUUUCUGGUGACACUUCAUAAUCUCUUGGGUGCUCAGUAUCUUGAUAGCCUGACAGACAAAAACAAAGAUGAAACAUCACCAACCCAUUUUAUUAUGCCAUCUUUUUAUAGUGCUGCUCUGAUUUAUGUAUUUAAAAAACAAAAACAUGUUUAAUUGAUCAUUCAUGGCGAGAAGACAAUUAAGUAAUUUUUUCGAAAUACCUUGUUCAGAAUGCACAACUGCUGCAGCGUUGCGUGAGCGUCUCUCAUUCGUGCACCCUGAAGGUCUAUCGGCUGAGCUCUGGGUGAAGGAUUUCCCUGGCACUUGCGCCCAUGCAUCGAUCCGAACUCUUCGUCGGUUAGUGGUCGCUAUGACCUGUGUUUUGACACCGUGGCUUUCCCUCUUGGGUCCCGUAGUUGUUGCUGCAGCUCUUUGUCCUACGGGAGACUGUGACUGUGGAAUUGUGGAAGCAUCUCCUCUUGGAGAGGGAAGCCCUUCGGUCACUAGUAUUGUUUCACGUUGUUCUGGGGCUUUGCUGAGGUCAUGGACUAACUCUCUUAUCCCGUCGACAUGUUUACAUGGUGUGUCGAGUGUUUCUUUGUAAUUUAGUGUGAUUCGGGUUACCUUGUUCUCAGUGCAUGGAUUACUGGCCGCCUGGACAGGUGCGUCUCCGACCGUCCCGUUUUCCGAACCUCCGCUUGAUCGUGUAUUGGCGGGCUUGUUGGGGGCUCCACCUUGUUUGGCUUCAACUUCUUGCCCUCGUGCGUUCACCGACUGUUUUACACUGCUUGAUUUAAGUCUCCAGUCAAUUGUAACAGGCGAAAUACACGGUUGAUUUACCACGAGGGCAGAUUUGGGUCGUGCGUAAUUAUCUUGGCCACCGUUGAUCUGUAAAUUGCUCUCCAUUAUAUGUGUACCUAGGACUGCGUCCCCCUUCGCUGUGGACGAAAUCCUAGUGACCCUAUCUGGAACUGAACGUGAUGGUGAUGUCGGUUCCUCCCUGGUUAAUCUCGAGAGCCCUGGUUGUAUGCCUUCGAAACCAAUCAUUUUCAAUUCUUCCUCAAAACCAUCGUCGUGUAAACUCUCGGCUAAAAAGAAAGAGCCUAUGCACGUUAGAGAAGUCUACUCAAAGCGAUCCAAUAAAUCUAUAUGGAAUUGUAUGGAAGUACUUUUGUAUUUUAUGUUAUAGGCUAGUGAUUGUACUACACGUCAAUUGAAUCAUGUGACAAAGGCAUUCUUGGUAUAAUGAAAUGUGAUUCCUGCCUUGUUCCUUACCCCUAUUUUUGUGGAAAUCUACCACAAGCUUCUUUAUCCCAAAGGACGGGUUCUCUAGAUUCAAGAUAAAAAGCUCAAUCAUUGUCAAUGCAUAAUCCAUGCAAUGCAUAAGGAUGGAGUCCAUUUGUUCCUACCAUUUUUGAAUUUCUUCAGCUCUGUCAGAUAGUAAAGGGCGAAGAGUUUAAGGUUGUCUGGUCUCUUUUUCAGUACAGCCCGGG